CAUCACAACAUGAUAGUGGUAAUUGAAGAAUGCAUCAUUUUUUGUCAGAUUUAGUUGAAAUUUAUUCUAAUAAUGUCUUUAUAUAAAAAAAUAAGUAAAAAUGUUUUCAACGACUCUUUUAGAGAAUUGAAAAGAAUUAAACAGUAACUGUACCUUACCAAUUUUGAUAAACUCAAUGGAUCUGUAUUUUUGGCCAGAAAUUAAAAUGAAUUAUGCUGUAUACUCAUAUUUAUCAAUAACCAAUCAAUGGUAAUUCGUAUUAAAAUUCCACUUCAUUUUCGAGAUAUUAUCUUCUUUUUAUACUUUUCAUAUUAAUAAAGCAUUAUUAAUAAACACUUGUAGAAAUAUUUAAUCAAUCGUAAUCAUGGAGUUAUUAUCGGAGUAUUUGGAGAGCUACGAAGGACGUGAUAAAUUUAUUGGAAUUUUAUCAUACACUGCAAAAUUAGCUACAAUUUUACCACUAUCUGAUAGUACUAUGAACAAAAAAUUAAGGAUAUUUGGAAGGCAAAUGAGUAACUGUCGAGUUAUUUAUCGACUCCUUGAUGACAUUCCUGCACUGCAUUAUGCUAUAAAAUAUGGCUGGGGAGAAAAGGAAUCUGAUCGAGUUAUCCGAUGGCUAGAAUUGUUGUCAAGAUGGACUGAUGUUAUCAGUUCACCAGUAGAAACAAUUAGCUGGCUAGGAGAACACAAGUUAAUUUCAGUAAAUGAUGAUAAGUGGGAUAAUAUUUCAACAUGGUUGUGGAUUAUUUCAAUCAAUCUAACAUUAUUGAAAUCUCUGAGACAUUAUUCAAAACUAGUGCAUUAUAAAAAUAAAAAAGUCGAUAAAGAAUCUUCUUCUGUAAAGAAAUACAAUUGUAUGAUAAAAAAUGAACUUAUAAAAUGCACUCGAUCAGUGUUAGAUUUAAGCUAUGCAGUAAAUUACUUACCGAAAGGAACUCUCUGGGGUGGUCAACUGUUAACUUGGCAAGUUGGAGCACUGGGCGUAUUGUCUUCUUCUAUUGGAUUAUAUCAAACAUUGAGUCGACGAGCAUCACGUAAAAGUACCUGAUUAAUUUGUAAAUAUGUACAGUACAGUAUUUGAAAUAUAUGAAAAAUUAUAAAGGUAAUUUUUAUACACAAA
Chelonus insularis is the source of this 1120-nucleotide messenger RNA. It is a transcript of the gene Pex11c, whose product is annotated as Peroxin 11c. The transcript is spliced from 5 exons. Gene Ontology annotation, cellular component: peroxisomal membrane. The record is from RefSeq and is a predicted model, not a curated record. Bases 365 to 1048 code for a protein of 227 amino acids. Gene Ontology annotation, biological process: peroxisome fission. Lineage: Eukaryota; Metazoa; Arthropoda; Insecta; Hymenoptera; Braconidae.